AUGAUUUGCACCUCGACACCUCGAUCUAACACUACAUCAUCAGUCGGCCAACGUCAAUAUCAGGUCGAUGAGAAUUCGGGCAAGAAAUUCCCCAUGGCAUCGACAGAUACAUGUGACGACGGCGGGUUUGGCCCUGUCCUCGGUACGAUGGGUUGUCGCGGAGGCUUCGAUUUUACACUCGUCUUUGAGGCAAGUGCUUUGACCAUCAUUCCAGCUGCUUUUUUCCUACUAUUAGCGCCUAUUCGAAUUUUCCAGCUAUCAAGACAGUCUCCCAAGGUACAUUCAUCUGCUAUCCGAAUAGCGAUCCUAGUCCUCACUGUAUGCUUGGCCGCGAUUCAGAUCGUACUUCUAGCGCUUGUCGCGACACAGCAGCCCGAUAGAAGGCUAUUGUCACUUGCGGGUGCCAUCCUAGAAGUCUUCGACAUGCUAUGCCUAGUAAUCCUAGUUGAUUUGGAGUACGUCCGAUCCAUCCGGCCAUCAUUCUUGGUAUCGGCUUAUCUCUUCGUCACGCUUCUUCUAGACGUUGCGCGUGUGCGCACGGCCUGGCUGUUACCAAACUGCCUAACAUACUCGAUCUGCCUUUCCUUGUCCCUCGCCAUCAAGCUACUUUUAAUAUGCAUGGAGAAUGUUGAGAAGCGAAAAUGGCUGGUACCGAGCGAGAAAACCAAAUCGGAUGAGAGUUUGAGCGGGCCAUUUAGCCGAGGUUUGUUCGUCUGGUUAAACGGUCUGCUAUGGACAGGAUACUCGGAGCUGCUGACGGGGGAGACACUGCCUUCUAUUAAUGAGAAACUUUGCUCCCACAGCUUGUAUACUCGGUUUACAGACUCUUAG
Talaromyces marneffei is the source of this 831-nucleotide messenger RNA. RefSeq lists its product as uncharacterized. The record is from RefSeq and is a predicted model, not a curated record. NCBI's taxonomy places the organism in Eukaryota, Fungi, Ascomycota, Eurotiomycetes, Eurotiales, Trichocomaceae. The transcript is spliced from 2 exons. Bases 1 to 831 code for a protein of 276 amino acids.